Lolium rigidum is the source of this 1957-nucleotide messenger RNA. Its product is annotated as calmodulin calcium-dependent NAD kinase-like. The record is from RefSeq and is a predicted model, not a curated record. The transcript is spliced from 9 exons. Gene Ontology annotation, molecular function: ATP binding; kinase activity. Lineage: Eukaryota; Viridiplantae; Streptophyta; Magnoliopsida; Poales; Poaceae. Bases 127 to 1713 code for a protein of 528 amino acids.
CACCGGCGGCAUCUCAUCCGAUCCCCAAAAAAGUGUAAAUCAAACGGCAUCCGCAGCUCCUGUUUCCGUUUUAUCCCCAUCUCAUCUCGUCCGGCUAACUCGAUCCUCUUCUCAGUUGCCCUCACCAUGCAGAGAGAUGGGCUCGGCAGGCUGCUGCUGCUCCACGUCGCCGCGCUGUCCACGGCCGGCGCGGUCGCGGCUGCAGCCGUGCUGCGGCGGCGGCACCGGAGGAAGAUGAAGGCGCUUCUGCCGGCGCCGGCCAUGGCGGAAAUGCCCAAGGUGGUGAUUGCCGAGCAUGGCCACGUCGAGCACAUCGAGAAGUUCUCCCACUACGUCGCUCGGCAGAUGGGUUUCGAGGACAUGAACGAGUGCCCCCAGCUCUGCAAAGUGGCCAACAACUACCUGAAGAAGACGAAGAACUGCAUGGACGACAUCUACGACCUCCUGGCCAACGCCCCGGACGCGGAGUCGCUCUACGUCAAGCUCAUCGAGGAGCUCGACAAGUGCAUCCUCGGCUACUUCGCCUUCCACUGGGACCUCUGCACCACGCUCAUCAGCCAGGCUUUGACCGUGGACAGCGCCACCAAAAAGAAGUUGAGGAACCUGGUGCUCGAAGCCACCAGGAAGCAAAGGUUCGAGCGGAUAACGAAGGAUCUGAAGGUGACGCGUGUGUUCUCGACGCUAGUGGACGAGAUGAAGGCCAUCGGCAUCGUCAACGGGAUCAACGGUGAGGAGGAGGCGCACUGCACCGACGUGAUGGCUCCGGUGGCGCAUGACAACCGGUCCCCGGUGCUGCUGCUUAUGGGCGGCGGGAUGGGCGCCGGCAAGAGCACCGUGCUCAAGGAGAUACUUGAAGAGCCGUUUUGGACAGAGGCAGGAGCGAAUGCAUUGGUGGUUGAGGCGGAUGCCUUCAAGGAGACGGAUGUGAUCUACCGUGCCAUCAGCUCCAUGGGCCACCACAACGACAUGCUCCAAACAGCUGAGCUGGUGCACCAGUCGUCGACGGACGCGGCGUCAUCGCUGCUGGUGACGGCGCUGAACGAGGGGCGCGACGUGAUCCUCGACGGCACGCUCUCGUGGGAGCCCUUCGUGGAGCAGACCGUCGCCAUGGCCCGCGCCGUGCACCGCCAGCGACACCGGAUGGGCGUCGGUUACAAGGUCGAGGACGACGGCACCAUCACCGAGAACUACUGGGAGCCCGUCCCCGAAGACGAGGACUUUGUCACCGCCGAAGGUACCAGGAAGCCCUACAGGAUCGAGAUCGUCGGCGUCGUCUGCGACGCCUACCUCGCCGUCGCAAGAGGGAUCAGGAGAGCGAUCAUCACGGGAAGAGCGGUGAGGGUGAAGUCGCAGCUCAUGUCGCACAAGAGAUUCGCGGCGGCGUUCCAGAGAUACUGCCACCUCGUCGACGGGGCCAAGCUAUACAGUUCCAACUCCUUGGGCUCUGCGCAGUUGAUCGCGUGGAAGGGCGGGAUCAACGGCAGCCUGCUAGUGGAGCCGAACGAGAUCGAAUGCCUGGACAAAGUGGGCAACCUCAACGAGAAUGCCACCUCCCUCCACGAGCUCUACCCCGGCGGCGCCACCACCUGCGGGUCACGCUCCAUCUGGGACGACAUGAUCGUCGCGCCGUCUCGUGCCGUCAUCCAGCAAGAGAUCCGGGAGGCCAUCUGCCCCACGACCACCGAGGCAAAGAAGACACCAACCGCCUUGUAGCAUCAGUCAUUAUAUUCUUGAGCCUCGAUGAUCGAUCGUGGCAAAUUAUAAUUGAGGCAGAUUGUGGAAACUCUAGUUGUUUUGGAAACUCUUAUGGUAAUAAUACUUGUGAAUAUUCAAUUUAUGUAGUAAUAACACUGUCUGCAGCUCGCAAUUCAAAUGAAAUGUAUGUUGCGAGACAUUACCUGAAUAAAUGUUGUAAUUAGCUGAUGAGUAAUAAUAUCUAGAGUGAAUUUCACUUUUA